AUGCCGGCUACUUUACAUUCUGCCGUGCGCCAUAGUAUCAGUACAUCACCUACAAGAACUGACCACUAUCCAUACUCGACGAACGGUAUGGGUAGUAGUAUCAUCAACGAUUACAGUAGACAGGGCGCAUCUAUUAAUUCCACCUCGAGAAAUAAUCCAAACAGCAUGUAUAACACAAUGUCAAUUGUGUGGAAGGAACAAAAUCCAAUCCUACAAAGUGAACAAAGGAACUUUACUACAAUCAAAGCAUCAACAAGGGCUACCCAAUCAUCACCAAGACCUUCAACUCCACAUAAUAACCGACAAAAAAAUGCCGUUGAAAGAAAGAAACCAAAUGUUCAAGUUGUCCCCAAUAAAACAACAACGGUUAAAAAGACAAAAAAUGAUUCCCCACCAAUUUCUCCGCCUCCAACUUUAAAACAAAAGUCUUCUGGUGCUACUAAUGGUCAGUCAUCCACUCGUCCUCAUGACAAAAGGCCAGUUACCCCACAUGUUACUCAACCCACAGGCAUCUUGAAGACUGAUAAAAAGAAAAUUGAUGGAGUCUCUUCAAAAGCAUCAACUACGCAAAAUGCUCGUCGACCUGUUUCUCCCCCUGCUUCAGCCGCUCAUUCCGCUCACUCUCGUUCCCACGUAAGUGCCGCUUCGGCCACUCAUACCGCUCACUCUCGUGCCCAUGUACGUGCGACUUCUCCCCCCGCUUCAGCUGCUAAUUCAGCUCACUCUCGUUCCCACGUACGCGCUGCCUCUCCUGAAGGUGCUGCUUUGCGUCAAGAAAAUAGAAAAUUGAGAAGAGAAUUGUCGGAUCAUGAGGACUUGUUACGUGAAAGGGAUUCCGAAUUGUUAGAAUAUCAAGAUCUCGUUGAAGCGUUUCAAGAACGUGUUCGUCAAGUUGAAGCUCGUAACCGUGAAUUACAGCAGGAGAAUGAAAUUAUGAGAAAAUAUAUUGAGGAUGAGAAGGCAAAGAAGGAAUCUUCUGUUAAUGAACCAACCAGGAUAAUUAGCUCUGUGGUGAAUAAUAUCCAAAGGAUUCGUGGUGAAACUGCUUCCCCUGUUUCAACUCCUUUGAAUGUUGAUUCCUCCAAAUCAUCAUCACCAAUUCCUUCUGUUUCCCCCAUGCCAUCUCAAAAAACUUCCUCGGUCAUGUCAAAGUCAAAAUCUCAGGAGCUCCUUAAAGCAAAUAACCCUACAAAGGUUAACAAUAACCCACCAAUUCGCCCUCAUGUGGUUCCCCAGACUCGUGGGAAUUUGAUCCCGGCAAAUAAAAAUAUGCCUCCUCAGAAUAAUCCGCAUCCGCCGAGACCACCUGCGCCAUCUCCGGUCUCUAUGAAUCGUAAUGAGCCUUCUAUCAUUGGUGGAAGAAAUGAAAUGUUAAAUAGACAAGUAGAAACUCGUGAUCGUCAAGCUUUGGGUCUUAUGAGAAAACAAAAUGCUGCUUUAAACGCUGUCAUGGAAGAAUCUGAAGAUAGCGAGGAUGAUGAGUUUGUUUUUGAACGAGAAGCAACAUCGGAUGAUCAGGCGGAUUCUGAAUUCGACAACGACGAUGACAAUGCUAAGGUUGCAUCGAUUGGUAUCAUCCCCUCAAAAAAUUUUACGGCCAACGCCCCCAACAAUGAUAACUUUAAGGAUUAUAAUAAUAAAUCUUCGCAUCGUCGUAUCAAUCGUCGCUUUCGUGUAGAUUCUAUUGGUUCUGAUUCCGGUAUCGGAAGUGCUCAUGAAGAAAUUUCUAAUGUUGAAAAUUCAUCGGCUUCCGAUAAAGGUCAAAAUAGUCAAAUUAUCAACAACGGCCAAUCGGUAUCUUCAAAGGUUAAUGGCAAAGUUUCAACAAAAAAACAACAACUAUCUCAAAAUAAUGUUCAAGAUUAUUUCUCUAAUGGUCAUCCUUCUUCUUAUCACGCACAUCGGGAUUCAAUGUCAUCUGUUAAUUCUGAUUCAUCUGACGAUUCCGCCUCCUUCUCAGUCUCUUCCUCUCACAAUAACUCUUACCCCUCAUCAGUAACCUCUCCAUCAUCCACACGAACUGAUUCUUUUAGUUCUCAAAAUUUGGUUAACGGUUUAUAUGGUCAAUCAUCCUCUAAAAACUCUUUGGCUCAACCCAACAACAAUAAUGGUUUAAAUUCAUCCUCUUAUAACAACGGUAUGGUUCAAAAUAGAAAUCCGAUCAAAACUGGUUUAAAUGAUAACAAUCCAACCUCGGUCACAACCACUCACUCUGAUAAUUCUGCUGAUUAUAAUUAUGUACAAUCCAACAAAAAAUUUGUCACCCCUCACACUUCUGCUUUAAAAACCGGUAAUUCCUCUUAUACGACAAAAAACUCCAUUAAAAUUGAUAUUGAAUCAACCUCAGGCUCAUCUGGUCAUGAUUAUUAUAUUAACGACACUGCCCCCGUUACUCGUCUUCCAUCACCGACGUUUGCUACUACGACUCGUCUUUCGGGAUCUUCAGUUAAUCAUCAGUUGUUUGCUAAACGAUCAACUCCAAAUUCCCGUGCUUCAACCCCAAGUUCAAACGCUUCAACUGCUCGAGCAAAAUCCCCGGCAUCUGCUUCAACAUCGCGUGCAUCUACUCCUGCUUCUGAAUCUAGUCGAAAUGCCUCUGGUUAUACCCGUAAACCUCGUCAAAACUCCAACAAUUCCGACUCAUCAUCUGAUAAUUCUUCAACUGCUGUUACUUCUUCACCUCCACCUCAACCAUUGGCCAAUAACGACAAAGAACCUUUUGCCACUUUACAACAUUAUCUUCGCCUGAUUUCCGAAAAUAGUAUUGUAGAAGACCCACUCAAAACUUACGAUAUUAAAAAGGUUAUCGAUGAAGGUUCAUCUGCAAAGGUCUAUACUGCUCACCCAUUAUCUAAUCCCAGUGAAGAAUGUGCAAUCAAAAUUGUCCCUCUUUCCUAUUCUUUGGAAUUCAUUUUUAAUGAGAUUUACGUUCUCAAGAAUCUCAAGCACAAAAACAUUGUCGAUUGCAAAGAAAGUUUCUUACGCUGGGAUGGUAAAACACGCGAAGUUUGGAUUGCAAUGGAAAAAUGCGCCCGUGGCGAUGUAACAAGUCGUGCUGGUAAAAUCACCCAACGGGAAGUUGGACGCAUUGCCGGCGAGCUCUUGAGCGCAUUGGAACACUUGCACUCCAAUGGAGUCAUUCAUCGUGAUAUCAAACUUUCAAACAUUUUAGCCAAUGCAAACAAUGAAAUAAAAUUGGCUGAUUUUGGUAUCUCGUCUUUGACCCCUACUUCGACUACCGCAAUGGUUGGCACGAUCCCAUACAUGGCUCCUGAUGUUGUUCUCGUUGGACCUGACCGACCCUAUGAUACUAAAGUUGACAUUUGGGCUGUUGGUGUCUGCAUUUUAGAACUCCUAACUGGUAAGGCCGCUUGGGGACGCAUUCGCGAUGACGAAAUCAUGGACAAAUUGCGCCGGGGUGAAAUGCCAUAUGGUUUUCAUCGUCUCCGAAAGAAAGCUGAUAUCGGAUGGGAAGCCGUUGAUUUCUUGGAAAAAUGUUUUGCAAGGACUCCCGAAAAUAGAUGGUCUGCCGAGAAAUUGUUAGAGGUAUUUAUCAAGAAUGCAUUAGGUUGA
Molecule: messenger RNA, 3573 nt
Organism: Funneliformis geosporum
Lineage: Eukaryota; Fungi; Glomeromycota; Glomeromycetes; Glomerales; Glomeraceae
Source: the annotation of a GenBank genome assembly